AAUGCAACUGGAGAGAACCUGAGAGGGAAUCUUCUCGAGAGAGAGCUGCAAUAUGUGGCCCAAAUUCACGAUAAACUAAAAGACACUGCUGGAUGUAACGAUGUUGCAGUGCUCAACAUGUCUUUUGAUAGCGAGAGGUGGAAAAACGAAGCUCUUAUGGCAGUCAACGUCGCCAACCUCCUGACUUCUCUCUGGUCUGUGAAUUCGUCCGCUAUUGCCGAAUCUAUUGUUGAGAAUGACAUUUUGCUGUAUCAAAUGGUUCGCUACAUCGUCCGUUUCUCACCAUCUGUUUUCGGAUCAGUUGUAUGUUUCGAGCCAAACUUGUACAAGGACUACGAAAGGUUUUGUCCUUACGCGUUCAAGGACAAGAAAUUGAACGGAAGCAUUCAUGUUACAGAUCUUGCGCGAACGGCAGAUUACGAUUACUCUUCGAGCCCAAACGCUAUUUGGUGGACUGGAAUCAGACGGAAAACCAGAAACAAGACGUCAACAGAUUGGAUGAAAGAGACCGAUUUUUAUUCAGUAGGAAGCGCGAAUGGAAUUGUCGAGAAUGAAACCCCCGACCGAUUACUUGUGACAUACGAAGAUGGUUUGUGGACUAAGCCGUAUUUCGAUUGUUUUGGUGGCAAAGUGUGGAUGAUAACCUAUCUUGCUCCAGUUUUAAACGAAACCAGCGAAUUUUUGUAAGUUUUGGUUUUUGUUGAAUAAUUUUGCCUCCAUCUCCUAUUAACCUCAUCAUCGUUGUUCAAUUGUUUUCUUAAUUCUUGGCCAAGUGCAUUGGCUGGGUCUCAUGGUAUAAGAUGAGUGCGCUAUCAUUUGAGUACACUAUCCUAAAGAGCAGUUUUCUGUGAAACGAUAACAAAGUAUUGUUAAAAAGUAAAUUAACCGAAUCUAAGAAUAACAAUCGAUACUCGUCCAGGUGAGAAUAGUCUUGUAAAGAACUCUUGACGAUGGCAAAGACUUGGUUGUCGCGGCAUAUGUCACUAUUACUGACCACAGUCCUUUCCCGGACUUCUCCGAGGCGGACGAUUAUCAUAACACGAUCAAAACUGUCUUAAACUUGAGUAAAGUCAUUGCUUUCGCAAGAAGUAAUAAAUUCGCCAACUGACUCCAUUUCGGUUUGCUUGGGACACGCGCUUCUCAAUAGUCCCGCGUGCGUAGUAAGUAAAAAGUCGUAGAGGAAGUUCUUCAUUUAAAAUGUGCGUAAAAUCGGCAUUCAGAAAAAAAGAAUCGCGACUCAAAAUUUAAACGUUGAAAUAUGAAUGAAAUUAUACAAAACUAUUAUUUCGCAAUCAUUUUCUCAAAUAAAGAGCCUAUCGUAUUAACUUGUAUGUCAAGCUUUUCCAGCCGGUUUCAAUUAUUCAACCUUUACAUUAUUUUGUUGAGUUUUUGACCGUGAGAAAAGAGAAAAUUUCUAAUUUUCCAUGAAUUAUUUAGGCAGAGACUUCGCCGGGGUUGCAAAACGUUUUUUUCUAGCGUAACGAUUUCACGUCAUACAUACGUCUGAAAGAAAAAUAUGCGGAUAUUAGAAAUCGGUCGUUUUUAGGAGACCAAUCAAUAUAGAACCGGUUGAAAAAACCGCAAACAAACCAGCUAGUUAAAUAAAAAAUUAAUGAAGAAGAAUGGGGUGGAAAACAAGCUGUUUGCUAUAUCGCACUUUCUUUUUCUCAGACGGUUAUUGUUUGCUUCAUUACAUUGCAUACAAAUAUUUUAAAGAUUUGAGUUGUAGUUAAUGAAAACUGCAACAUUUUUAUCAGGCUUAAUGAAACUGAGCGGCCUAAUGGUGUUUUUGCCGUGGGAGUUUUAGCUGUAGUAAUUACGCAGUCACUAUUCAUAUGCAAUUUUUGUGAGAAAACUUAGUACAUAGGCAGCUUACAGGAAAGUGUGGUCUAAUCAACUGAGUUGAUAAUGUAAAUUGCCGUUGUGAAGAGUUUCCAACGCUUAUCUUUCGAGCGUUAGCCCUUUGUCAGAACGAAAGACUGAGGGCUAUCGUUUGAAAAGUUAGAUUUAAAAACUCUUAACGGUGGCCAAUUUAUAUCAACAAGUCAGUUAACAAACCAAAUUAUCUUGAAUUUUAAUUGCGUGAAAAAAAUUAAGUAUGAAACUAAUUUCAUUCAAAUUAGUCAUUUUUGCCGUCCGAAGUUGACUACUAAAGGCCAACAGAAUGGAAGCAAAAUGCCGAGCAAUAUUUUUGCGAAUCAAAUCGUGUUUCCCGCGUACGAGACUAAUGUUUCAACAUCUUUCUUUAUACCAGCGAACGAGCUUAAGAUUAAACACCUUUUUAUUUUGCAUCUGUUUCUGAACAGCUCCAAAACUGCUUGUAUUGGCUCUAUACAGGACAUUUGACGCAUAUGAGUAUGGUCAGUAUGUUACCAGCUCGGUAGCAAUCUCGUGCAAGAGCUUCCGUUACCCAAUACAGCGGUCAAGGGUCAGGCAUGCGCAAGGGGAUCGAUUUUGGUCGGCUGUAUGGCAAUUUCCCGCGUAAAAUUUCAGGGAAAACAUGAAAAAUAACCGCUCUCUUGCAAAACAUGCACAAAUAUUCAAAUGUUUGCAGAAAUCUGGACAGGGAGACAAAAAGUACGGGAAAAGAAAAACUGGGAGUUCAGAACACUAAAAAUAAUUGAUUCUGAAGUAUGCUAUAACAUAGCUUGUGUACCAUGGUCUCUGAUAGUCAGUCCAUCGAAGUAUCAUGACUCUUUUUCAAUAGAAUGCUAAUUCAUCAGUUCACAAACUUUGAAGAGUUUGAAGAGCAUUCGACGGCGGGAUCAGAAUUAGCGGUAGUUCAAAGUUUCACAAAGGAUUCAGACCUUUUUGGUCUUAAAAGCGUGAAAAUUGUUAACAAUUGAUCUUUCUUAAGAUUAAGGGUUGCUGAGAAGGUGGGAACAGCUUCACGUUCUGCAGUCCUGGAAAUAAGACUUGGCUGAACAUUUUUUGUUAUUGUUGUUGUUUUUUUUUUUUGCUUCUUCAGAGGUACAGUAAGCGUGGAUAUUUCUCUUGAGGAUGUAGAUAUCGAUCAGUGCGAUGCCCCAGACUCCGCUGAACAGCAGAGCUCAAAAGAGACUGGUGACCAAGCCAAACCAAACCACUUAAGCACAUUCAUGGGAACUCACAGGUGCAAAAAGAGCACAAAGGCAAGUUAUACAGACUAAGAAACAUCAAAUUCAUGCAGAUUUAAUUCCAUAAUAAACUUAAAGGAAACCAUCCCUGCCCCCUCUCCGUACCACCCUUUAAUCCGGAAUAGCUAUCUUUUUGCAGUGUGUACCAGUCCCUUUCCAAGGAUUCAAACGCGGCACCUAUCGCUGUACUUGCAAACGAGGCUACUAUUUUCCAGACCCCACAGCAGCUCGGAAAUACUUUCCCGGGCAGGUCCUGGAGGAAGAAUACGACAAGAUGCUGAGAGGCGAAUCGAACCUUUAUGAGCACCACUUUGAGUGCCUUGCUUGUAAUGAGGGCUGUGAGGAAUGUGUGGAUGGCAGCGCAUGCGUGCAUGAUGUGUAUACAAAGCUGAGAUAUUCUCUCCUUGUAAUUAACUGCCUCUAUGUCGUCAUUUCGCUAGUCUUCGCAGCGUUGGUGUUCAAACUUUGGCAGAAUAAGGUAAAGAAAGGGCAAGACCAGAACAGUUUGGGUUCGUAAUGCUCGUCACUGAAGUACUGGUUUCCAGGCCUCUGACUCUGACCCUUUUCUUUUUUUUUGCACGCAAGUUACGUUAUGCAACCCUUUUUAAUAUGUUUUAGAGGAGAGCACAUCUUUAAAUAAAAUACCACAAUUAUAAAACUCCACACCGUGUUACUGUCCCAAAACCUAAAAGUCAUACACCCGGCAUUGUCCAUGGGAAACGUUCAAAAGUUAAUGAAAGCUGCUGUGUUUGAUCGAGUAAGUACGGAAACCAGAUACUUGACAGUUGUUUCUUAGAAUAAGAUUAGUCUCCUGGUUGUACUUGCUCUGGGCUAAGAUCAAAUGUCUCUGACCAAAUCUUGACAGAAAUUGUGCAUUUCUAUUAUGAUGUAUGAAAUGAAUGAGUUCGUUGGCAGCUUUCUUUUCAGUGACAUUUUCUUUCCGUCUGUUAGAUAUUCAAAGCUUCCAGUCCACGUUUUCUUGAAGUCAUUAUCUGCGGAGCAAUAAUGAUGUAUGUAAAGGUACGUGAUUUGACUUCAUCAAUCAGUUAUUUACUGCACAACUAAUUGUAAUGAAUGAAUAUCUCUGUGAUGAGUAGACUUUUAAUGAGUCAAUUUUUUACCCAUAGUUUUUGGUCUUUUUGAGAGCCACGGUAUAAUGAAAGAUAAAAUAUAACUUAGACAAUGGUUAACAAUUAUUCACAGAAAUGGAGGUGAAUACCGGUGGAUAUUUAUUGAGCCGCGACAGAAACCGAAAAAUAGUUUGGUUUUGUCAAUAUACCGAAAAAUGGUCAGAAAUUAAACUCUUGACGCGAGAUUUUGUCUCUUCGGCUGCUCAGCGGUGAAUAGUACUUGCUAAUCUCUUCCGAACUAACCAAUCAGCGCGCGCGAAAAGCACUAUUUACCUGCGUUGUAUAUAUGAAUUGUUGAUAAUGGUUACCUAGCGUACACGAGUGGGACAAUUCGAUCGCGAAGGCCCCUCAAAAAUAAAUAAGCCACCUGGAAAAGCAUCGGACUGCUGAGCGGGAGGUCAAGAGUUGCGCGAUGACUUUGUUAGUUUGUGAUUAAACCACGUUGGGAAAAAAUUUUUCCUCUUAGAAGACAUUAAACACAGCUCAAAACAAAUCUGAAAUUUUCUACACUCGAUCCACUUGGCCGUUUGUCACGUCGGCUCCCGUAAAUCCUUACCACACAACGUUAGGAAAAUAAUCCAAAGGUAAGACCCAUCAUCCCAGUUCAGCUGUUGAUGCAUGUCCCUUUCAUGAUUUAAGCUUAUCGUAUCGUUCCCUAAACCUUCCGAAGUGCGCUGCAUAUUGUCACCUUGGUUACAUCACCUGGGUUUCGCUUUGGUAUAUGGUUCUCUGGCUCUGAAGACAUGGAGGUAAGAAGCCUGUUGUAGGCCCUCAGUUAGUAAAGGGGAGGAAAAUUGUAAACGGAGUGUAAUGGUGACAGGGCGAAAAUGAGGGAGGUCUGGGUCGGGUAGCGUAAUGAACGCGACUCGAUCCAAACCCCCGUAGUCUUUCACUCCUCAGUUCAGGUUUUCGGACCUUCAAUAAUAGACGUGAAACAGCCCGCCGGUCAGAACUACCACUGUAAAAAAACAAACAAACAAAACACUCAUACUAGCAGUUGAUCGAUCGUCACAGUGGUAAUUCACUCCAGGAAGUUCAAGUUUUCCUCGAGAUGCAACCAAUCUUGUCCUUGUAGGGGGGAAUUAUUAUGAUUACGAUUGGUAAUCUUAAGCUUAAAGGAUCAAUGAUUCUUAUUCAAUAGUAACCAUGCAUUUCCCUUCCUUUUUCUUUCGCUUUUCCUCCACUCCAGAGUGGUGUUAAUUUUCCGCGUGUGCUCCGCUCGUAAGUUGGCUAUAAAAGACAGUGUGUUGCUAAGGAGAUUGGCAGUUAUUGUAUUGCUGUAUACAAGUUUCUUGACCGUUUGGAUGGUGAUACAGCCACCUUCCAUCGAAUCAAGUAUUACCGCUGAUAAACUCAAAUACGACAGAUGCUCGACAAGCUCGUUUAGUCACAUGAUCUUAGCAGGUAAACAAAACAUCCUAAAUCACGUAAGUGCCUAUCAGUGCUACUCAUUGUGGCCGGAUACCUAAAUACAUGGAUGUCUUAAAUGAAGCAAAAUCAAUCUGUGUCCAGGGAAGAUGAGAAAUCUUUAGGGUAUCCCUCUCCCUAAGAAAUGUGUUUACCGCGUAAUAAGCGCGCUAGACUCUGGGUAGGAAAUCCCUGGUUCGAGCAAAGCCUGGUCCAUGCAUUAUUUUUUUCGGUAAGUACCCUUAUUCUCAUGGUGCCAUAAAGCAUUUCUCCACUCAGGACUUGCGACAAGAUGAUUGGGAUGAAUGCGAUGCGAUGAAUUAGCAUUCUAUUGAAAAAGAGUCAUGAUACUUCGAUGGACUGACUAUCAGAGACCAUGGUACACAAGCUAUGUUAUAGCAUACUUCAGAAGAUCCAUAAAUAAUUCCUGGAGAUUUUAAAGCUUUCCCUAGUAAACAAAGAAUUAGUCAAAAUUUGCAUGUUUUUACACUUCUCUACUUCUGAUAAUGUUUUAUUGAGUAUAUUUGUCAUAAUUACGAUCUAGUAAAGCACUUUUUCCUGGAACAAUUCCAAUAGAGCAAGUUCCGUUACAACAAUUUUUGAUUAUUUCUUUCUUUCCCUCAGCUGACUUCGUAGUCCUUGCUUGGGGAAUGUGGCUCAGUUUCAAAGUGAGAAAAGUACCACAAGUUUACAAUGAAAGUAAAUUCAUCGGCUAUGCCAUAUACAACGCCACGUUUAUAAUCUGCUUCAUCAACGUGUUGAGGUAACGCAAAAUCAUUCUCAGGCUCCUGAGUUUCCAACCUCGUUGGUCUUUUUUCCUCGAAUAAAAUAGCCCACAAUCGGGCAUUUUUGUGAUAUUAGGCUUGGGCAGUCAUACAAACAAUGAGUGCUUAACCCUUUGACUCCUAAAUUUUAGCUGAUGACCUCUAUUACAUAACUGAACAAUCCGACUAAAAAAAUGUAAGCAAACGCGAUCCGAUAGUGUAAAACACAAAAAUACGAAACCUAACACCCCCAAAAAAGAAAGUUGCAAUGAGUAACAUAUUUCAUCAACUUUAUCAAAUCGUUUCAGGCAUUUCUAAUGUUAAUUAGGUUCAACACGCUGGUAUAUCUCGUAACCUAGAUCAAGGGUUUUUUUCCUUGUUCAAAUGUCACCUUUGGGUUACAUGGCAGAAGACUGAAUACCAGGCCCCCGAGCCGUCUGUGCAGUGUUCUCAGUUUCUUCCUCUCCUCUUUGCGUAACGAUCAUUUUGUAGAACAAUCGAAUGCUUUUAACAUCUAAUUUCUUCUUACAACAUCACCCCUGAAUCAAACAUUAAGGACAUGAGAAUAAAGGAAUUGAUCACCUGCGAAAGAUGCUCAUGAUUUUACAACAAAUUCUCCUUGACUGCACCCUAGGAAAUGGGUAACCGGUCGUUUCGCCUACGGGUCGUUUCGCCUACUGUCUGUUCGCCAACGUCUAGAGUCGGUUCGCCUACCUCCAAUAUGUCAGUUCGCCUACGAUUCAUAUGUCAAAGCUUAAAAACUGAAUUGUUUUAAAGUUCUUGUUGAACCUCGCCGAAAACUGAGUAUUAAGAUGAAAUAAACCCCCGUUCACGGUCUUUGUGUUUAAUUGUGACUCGAGCGGCCUAUGCUAAAGGAAGUGGGACUCUAUUAAUUAAUGUUUUGGCUGUUAGUUCGUGCGCUUUCAUGCAAUCCGUAAACUUAGAUACAUAGAUGAAAAAAUGUAUAUGUAACAGGUAAGGCGUUAUUUGUGCAGACUUGUGAUUUAAGCAGCCCAUACUAAAGAAGGUCAGACUUUUCAUUAACAUCUCAUUCAAAAGGACAAGGUACUUAAGAAAUUAGUUUGUUCCCACUUUACUUCCUGGUUCAAUGUUUAUAUUGAUGUUGCGAUUUGUUCUAUCAUGAACUUUAUAAAUUAGUGUUUUGUUAGUUCGUGCGCUUUCACGCGAUCCGCAAACUUAGCUGGACAUGCUAGCUCAUUUAACAGAGGAUUAUUAUCGAAACAUCAACGCGGCAAUCAACGGUGUCAUCAAAGCUAUAAUCAUCGAUCCGAUUUACUACAACUUGAUUCUUUCAAUGCAAACUUGAUAGCAUAGUAUAGAAACAUCAUUUCUUUAUCUCUUCCCUCUAUUAGGUAAUGAAGAAAGUAAUGCACCUGCUGCCAAUUCAACAUCAAUUUUUGUUUCAGUUGAAUCAACUGUUUUAUACAAUGAUUGUUUUACAACGGAGUUUAAGACGUAGGCAAACUGAGAUAUUAGACUUAGGCGAAUCGACUCAAGACGUAGGCGAACAGACGGUAGGCGAAACGAUCCGUAGGCGAAACGACCCGAAGGCAAAAAGACCGUUAUUUAGGAAACGUAUAGAGAACAGCAUGGAGAAUAUGGAUACUGAUUUUAGAGUGUAAAGGGUUAAGGAGCUAAGUUGUUGAAACACGAGGGAAUAAAUAGUAUAUAGUGCUCAUAAACCGUCUUAGCACUAGACAAUGGAAAAGAAAGCACCCAGUCUCUCAACCUCUCAUCCAGACCUUAUUGGCUCAGCUUUAACAGUGUUGUACGACAUGUUAUUAGUUCCCUCUCCGAUGGAAAUGCAAUGCCUAAAGCUAGCAACUGAUUCCACGGGUCUUCUCGUCCGCGAGCAAACAUUUUACAAUCAGCGAAGUCUGUCUCUUUCCUUUUUUUUAGUCAUUUUUCAUACGCUACUUUUAAUUAUAGUUCAAGCUGUUCAAUAAUCGAGUGAGCUUUUUCAAUAUCAUGCAAAUGUAGCUUCAAAUCUACAAGUGGAUGCAAUUUCGCGUCGUGACCGAAAAUGGCUCGAAUCUAACUUCUCGAUUCAGAUCAGAAUCAGCCUCUUUAAUACCAAUCAAAAAGUUCGUUUCAGAAUAGAAGGCACCGCCCUCUCUCACUUCCCUUCUCUAAUGAACGUUCCCCUCCCAAGUUUCCUGGCAGCAGAAUCUUAUAUUUAUCUUUUUUAGUGUUGUGCUAAGUAGCGGCUCAUCUCCUGACGUGAUGUACGCCAUGGACUUUAUAAACAUCAACAUUAGUGCCUCUGUCACGCUGAUGCUUUUGUUUUCCCACAAGGUACGACUAAAUGGGUUGGUUGCCGUAUUACCUUACAGCAACACCUAGUUCAUUAAGAAAGUGUUGACGCUAUAGAAACACAAUCUUUUUAUGUUUAAAAGGAUACGAUAAAAAGAUGAUAAGACCUCUCUCCAUAUGUGAAAAUGAUGUAACAGUACUAGACCUCUGCUAAUCUCCUUCGCAGCCUUUCUUUGGUCUCGUCACGCAACACCCUCUCUCAACCGAGAGAGAGAUAGAGAGAGACAGAGACGGACAGACAGAUAGACAGACAGAGAGAGAGAGAGAGAGAGAGAGAGAGAGAGAGAGAGAGAGAGAGAGAGAGAGAAAGAGGGUGCUGCGUGACAAGACCAAACAAUGGCUGCGAAGGAGACUAAAAUUUUGCAGGCCUCCAUUUAUCACUGUCACACAAGAGUAAGGCACACAUGUCACUAGAGGACUGUAGGCGUGACCAUCAAAGUAAUGUAAUCUUCCCUAUCCCGAAACACGGAGAGCUGCGAGAACGCAAUGUUUUUUUUAUAUCUUACAUGUAACAUGAAGACGUCCAUGUAUAAACAUUAGCCUCUAAUUAGCGCGAAAACAUGUACAGAUAUUUGUCCGCGAUGCGAACAGCGUAAAAUCAAAAAACUGUUAUGGACUUAAGUUUUCAUGAAAAUUGAGGAAUUUUCUUGGAUAUCACCCAGUUUUAGCUGAGGAAUAUAUGUCAUAUGCUGUGUUUAGACCAAUCGCGCGUAAGCAAAAAUAUUUGAUGGAUCAUAAGUUCUAAUGAUUUUAUCUAUAAUAUUCUUUGCAGAUUUUUUUAGCUUUGGCCUUGAGAAGUAACAGCCACCGCACCUCUCCUCAGGAGAAUAAGUUAUCAGUUCGUUCCAGAGGGGAGACAAUUGCUAAGGAACUUGACACAACUAUACUCGGUGGAGAAAAUGACGAACUUAAGGUUGGCGUCGCUUGA
This is a messenger RNA of Pocillopora meandrina, 9679 nucleotides long. The record is from the annotation of a GenBank genome assembly. Lineage: Eukaryota; Metazoa; Cnidaria; Anthozoa; Scleractinia; Pocilloporidae.